Messenger RNA from Fomitopsis serialis, 702 nucleotides. RefSeq names its product kinase-like domain-containing protein. NCBI's taxonomy places the organism in Eukaryota, Fungi, Basidiomycota, Agaricomycetes, Polyporales, Fomitopsidaceae. The transcript is spliced from 4 exons. Gene Ontology annotation, molecular function: ATP binding; protein serine/threonine kinase activity. Bases 1 to 702 code for a protein of 233 amino acids. Gene Ontology annotation, biological process: protein phosphorylation; intracellular signal transduction. The record is from RefSeq and is a predicted model, not a curated record.
AUGACCAGAGGACGUACCGUGCCCAACCUCGUGGGCCAAACGAUCGACGCCGGGUGUCUGGCCGUCACUCGAGUGCUCGGUGCGGGCUCAAAUGGGGUCGUCUUCCUCGCAGAAGACACCGCGUCUCCGUCGACGCACACACUCUACUACGCCGUCAAGUGUAUGCCCAAGGCCCUGUUCGGCACGAGGAGAUACCAGAAUCAGCGCCAGGAGAUCCAGAACCAUAUGGUGGCAUCCACCAUCCCAAACGUCGUCACUUUGCACCGCGUCAUCGAGGAUCAUCGGUUUUACUACCUAGGCGGCGUUGCCCGUGGCGACCACGCCCACAUCAAGAGGAUCAUGGUCCAAAUCAUCGACGCGGUGCAAGCUUGCCACCACAUCGGUGUCUUUCAUCGAGAUAUCAAACCGGAGAACAUCAUGAUCAGCACGGACGGAACUCGGGUCUACCUGAGCGAUUUCGGGUUGUCGACGACGCAGAGGUAUAGCACCACAUUCGGCUGUGGAAGCCAAUACUACAUGAGCCCAGAAUGCCUGGGCAAACUCGGUAUCGAUCCGGCGUAUUCCACGCGCACCAACGAUGUGUGGGCGCUGGGCAUCAUUCUCACCGCCAUGAUCACCGGACAUAAUCCAUGGCAUAAGGCGUCGUACUUCGACGAUUGUUACCGCGCCUACAUAGAAGACCCCAUGUGCACGACAUCUUGA